This is a messenger RNA of Xenopus laevis (African clawed frog), 2623 nucleotides long. RefSeq names its product provisional ortholog of cytochrome P450 family 4 subfamily B member 1 L homeolog (gene cyp4b1.6.L). Lineage: Eukaryota; Metazoa; Chordata; Amphibia; Anura; Pipidae. Gene Ontology annotation, molecular function: heme binding; monooxygenase activity; oxidoreductase activity, acting on paired donors, with incorporation or reduction of molecular oxygen. Gene Ontology annotation, cellular component: endoplasmic reticulum membrane. The transcript is spliced from 12 exons. The record is from RefSeq and is a predicted model, not a curated record. The coding region runs from base 384 to 1937 and encodes 517 amino acids.
AAAGAAUCUCAAUAUUGCAUUUAUCAUGGUACACUGUCCUGACCCCACACAAAGAAAGGUACUUUUGUUCUUAGCUAUUGCAUUGUAGGCUAUGAACGCAUGGGCCGCCACCUGCUGGACAGGAUCACAUCGUUUUAAAGUGUAGUCACUAGUGUCACCUGCCCAAACUCACCUUUCUUCUAAUUCCUACGGCAACUCAGAUGAUCACAAUAAAUCAUCCUCUCUCUCUGUCUCUGGCCCCCACUGACUCCGCCCCCUCUAUUAAUAUGUGAAUGUUCCCUCCCCGGCAUGCCUUGCAGUCUGAGAUUGUUCAAUGACAUUCCCGCGGGCCCAGCAGCGCCUCAGAUUGUUGUGACUGUUGCUGCAGUAGCAGCGCCUUGGAAAUGGUGCCCAAUGUGCUUUCCGGGUUGGGUAUUCCGGCUCAGUGGUGCGCCUGGGCUGCCUCGCUUGGCCUCCUGCUGAUACUGUACAAAGCAGCUCAGCUGUAUGUUGGGCGGAGGAGGAUGGUCGCCGCGUUCAGUCCUUUCCCAGGUCCUAAGUGCCACUGGCUGUAUGGGAAUGCGCAUGAGUUUCUCCAGAUCGGGAAGGACUUGGACCUUGUUCUGGGCUUUGCUCAGGUCUUUCCCUAUGGCAUGCCAUUGUGGCUGGGAAAUUUCUAUGCCUCUCUGAUCAUCACACACCCUGACUAUGCAAAGGCUGUCCUGGCCAGGCAGGAUCCAAAGGAUGAUAUGGCAUACAAAUUUAUUGUUCCAUGGAUUGGUGAAGGAUUAUUGGUUCUAUCAGGGCCCAAGUGGUUCCAACACCGAAGAUUAUUAACUCCAGGGUUUCAUUACGAUGUGCUGAAGCCAUAUGUGUCUUUAAUGUCAGAUUGUACCAGAGUCAUGCUGGACAAAUGGGACAAGCUCAUGCCAAAUGAGAAGACAUUUGAGCUUUUCCACCAUGUCAGUCUGAUGACGCUGGACACUAUCAUGAAAUGUGCCUUCAGCUACAACUCCAGCUGCCAGAAUAACAGAGAUAAUGCCUACAUCAAAGCUGUGUAUGAACUCUCUUACUUGGUGGAUCAAAGAUUUCGCUUCUUCCCAUACCACAAUGAGCUGAUUUUUUAUUUGAGCCCACUUGGGUUUCGUUUCCGCAAAGCACUUAGGACAGCACAGCAACAUACAGAUAAAGUGAUAAAACAAAGAAAGGAAUCGCUCAUGCAUGAGACAGAACUGGACAAAAUAAAACAGAAAAGGCACUUGGACUUUCUUGAUAUUCUUCUCUGUGCAAAGGAUGAAAAUGGGAAGGGUCUAUCUGAUGAGGACCUCCGUGCAGAGGUGGACACAUUUAUGUUUGAAGGACAUGACACAACAGCCAGUGGCAUCUCCUGGAUUUUAUACUGCAUGGCCAAAAACCCAGAGCACCAGCAGAAAUGCCGGGAGGAGAUCAGAGAGUUGCUUGGCGAUAGAGAGACCAUGGAAUGGGAUGAUUUAGGGCAGAUACCUUACACUACUAUGUGUAUUAAAGAAAGUCUUCGGCUCUACCCACCAGUACCAGGAAUUGGACGGCGACUAAGCAAACCCAUAACUUUUUGUGAUGGGCGGAGUCUUCCAGAAGGUGCAGGAAUAAUUGUAAGCAUCUAUUCAAUAAACCGAUCUCCAAGUUUAUGGAAAGACCCAGAGGUGUUUGACCCAUUGAGGUUUUCACCAGAGAAUUCAGACAACAGACAUCCACAUGCCUUUAUUCCCUUUUCUGCAGGUCCAAGAAACUGCAUCGGACAGAACUUUGCAAUGAAUGAGAUGAAAGUAGCUGUUGCUCUGACCUUACAAAGAUAUGAACUGUUUCCUGACCCUGACAAUGAACCCCAAAAAGUCCCCCAGAUAGUCCUACGAUCGCUGAAUGGAAUUCAUGUCAAGCUGAGAAGAGUACAGAAAAAGGAAAACAAAAAGGAAAUGUGAAAAACCCAGUUAUGGUCAACAUAACAUUAUAUAUUUUACAUUCUUGGUGAUGCAGCUUUUUGACGGGGGAUUCUGGGAGCAGUAGUUCACAAUCAAUAAAGGAAUGCAAAACUUGUAUUAGUGACAUAGGAAAAUGACAGUGGAAGGCUGCAAACCAUUCUAGCCUGUUUUAAUCAUCUAAUUACUGUAUCUCUAAUUUAGUACUUAACAGCAACUUUAGGGUGAUCUCAAUUGUUACACAAAUACAUCAACCCACUUGCUAAGGUGCAAGUUAUUUUUUUUUUCUAAUCCUUUCCCACAUCACCAGAAUAUUGUCAUAUUAAGUUACAGGUGACAGAGCAACUCGCAUCUACUACUUCCUUAAUAACAUAUUAUAUUGAUAAAGCAAUCAUUAAUACUAAUUGGCUAUAUAUUAUACUAGUUUGAGUGAAAAACAGCAGGGCCAGAAAAUACAAAAACAAUAAUAAAAUUGAAAACAAUGUCUACAUUUGGCAAGAAAAUUGAAAGAUGUUCACUGGUACCUCUGUUAGGGCAAUGAUACACAAGGCAUCUGCAGGCAAUUUUUUUGAGUGCCACUUUCAUUGACAUUCCCAAACUGAUUUAAAUACCAGUGAUUUUAUUCCAGUGACAAAAUGCUCCAUUUGUAAUUUAUUCUCAAAUACAAAUAAAAGACAGGUCUAAGAGUA